Molecule: messenger RNA, 3030 nt
Organism: Prunus avium (sweet cherry)
Lineage: Eukaryota; Viridiplantae; Streptophyta; Magnoliopsida; Rosales; Rosaceae
Source: RefSeq, a predicted model, not a curated record
AUGGCCUUGAGCAGCACCCAAAGAGCCUCUGAACAAUCAACUCCUCGUUGGAAACACGAUGUGUUUUUGAGUUUCAGGGGUGAAGAUACCCGCAAGGGUUUUAUAUCCCAUUUAUACCACGAACUGGACUACUGGCAGGCAAUUAAAACCUUCAAGGACAACCGAGAUCUUGAAAGAGGGACAAGUAUUUCUCCAGAGCUCUUGCGUGCGAUUGAAGAAUCGCAGCUUGCCAUCAUUGUUCUCUCACCAAACUAUGCUUCUUCCACCUGGUGCCUGGAUGAGCUUACAAAAGUUGUGGAAUGCAUGGAAGCCAGGGACACAAUUUUGCCAAUUUUUUAUGGUGUGGAUCCCUCUCAAGUACGAAAUCAAACCGGGAGUUUUGCAGAGGCCUUCACUGAGCAUAAAGAAAAGUUAAUUACCAAAAAGAAGGUGGAGCAGUGGAAAGCUGAUUUAACAAAAGUGGCCAAUCUUUGUGGGUGGGAUUCAAAGAAUUUUAAGUGUGAAAGAGAGCUUAUUGAGGACAUCGUCAAAUGUGUGUGGAGGAAAGUGCAUCCUUCACUCACCUUGUCAAAUUAUCCACAUAAGUUAGUCGGAAUGAAUUCUGGCCUUGAGCGACUGGGUAUACUACUAGCAACUGAUGCAAAUGAUGAUCGCUUUAUAGGGAUAACAGGGAUGGGUGGAAUUGGGAAGACAACCAUUGCUGAACUAGUAUUUGAGAGAAUUUCCCAUCAUUUUGAAGUCAGCAGUUUUCUUGCUAAUGUUAGAGAGGUUUAUGCAAAACAUCGUACUCUAGUUGACCUUCAAAAACAACUUCUUUUCCCAGUCUUGAAGGAAGAGAUUAAACAAGUUUGGGAUGAACUGUGGGGAACCUUUUUCACUAAGAAAUGCUUACACAACAAAAAGGUUCUGCUCAUUCUUGAUGAUGUGGAUCAAUUAAAUCAACUAGAAAUAUUAGUUGGAAAGAAAGACUGGUUUGGUAUGGGGAGUAGAAUCAUCAUUACAACUAGAAAUGAACGUUUGCUAGUUGAGCAUGGUAUAGACAUAUCAUAUAAAGUUGAGGGAUUGAGUGAUGAUGAAGCUCUUGAGCUCUUCAGUCUGAAUGCCUUUAGGAAAGAUCAACCUGAGGAAGGUUUUCUGGAAUUGUCUAAGCGUUUCCUAAAUUAUGCCAAAGGCCUUCCAUUAGCCCUUAAAGUUUUAGGAUGUUCAUUGUAUAACGAAGGUCAAGAUGUAUGGAUUAGUGCACUGGAUCAAAUAGAGAAAUGCCUAGAUUCAAAAAUAUUUGAUCCUCUCAAAAUAAGUUAUGAUGGAUUAAACAAGAUGGAGAAAAUGAUUUUUCUUGAUGUUGCAUGCUUUCAUAAGGGGAAGGGCAAGGAGCAAGUAAUUCAAAUACUGGACCAUACCCGCAACAUUUCCAGUCGUAAGGGCAUACAUGUUCUUGUUGAGAAAUCUAUGUUAACUAUUGAGAAAUUUCAUGAUCCUUUUUCAAUCGACAUCAUGGAGAUGCAUGACUUGAUGCAAGAAAUGGCAUGGGAAAUUGUUGGUCAAGAGUCUAAAGAGCCUGGUGAACGCAGUCGGUUGUGGCUUCACAAUGACAUUUCUCAUGUAUUCAUGAACAAUACGGGAACGGGAGCAAUUGAAGCCAUAGUCUUGCGUUUGCUCAAAUUAGAAGAGGUGGACUGGAAAUGUGAAGCCUUCUCUAGUAUGCAUGGACUAAGGUUUAUCGAAUUUGAUAAUUUGAUCUUUUCAUCAUGCCCAAACUUUCUGCCACAUUCCUUAAGAAGUAUCCAUUGGAGUUGGUAUCCUUCCAAGUUUCUCCCACCAAGUUUUCAACUGAAUUCACUUACUGAACUUAGUCUGCAUCAUGGAAAACUUGUUCGGCUUUGGGACGGAACAAAGGACUUCCCCAACCUGAAAUAUAUGGAUGUUAGUUACUCUGAUAAAUUAACCAGUACCCCAGAUUUCACAGGUCUACCAAAGCUUGAGAAGUUGAACCUUGAGGGCUGUAGGAAUUUAGUUGAGAUCCACCCAUCCAUUGCAGUCCUCAAAAGGCUUAGAACUUUGGAUUUCAGUAACUGUAAAAGUAUUAAGAAUCUCCCAAGUGAGGUAAAAAUGGAUUCUCUUGAAUAUUUUAGUCUUCGUGGCUGCUCAAAAGUGAAAAAGAUUCCACAGUUUGCAAGACAAAUGACAAAAUUGUCAAUGCUUUUUUUAGAUGGAACUGCUAUUGAGGAAAUACCUUCAUCAAUUGAAUGUCUGAUGGAGGCUUUAGAGUAUCUUGACUUGGCGGGAACUGUUUUAAAAGAGCCGCUUGUUAUGAUGAAAAACCUCAAGUUACUAUCUUUACGUGGGUCAAUUGCUAAACCAAGGCGCUGGUCAGGCCUUGCUGGCUUAUUUGGAAUUAGAAAGAGUCCUGAGCCUCGCCCUCAGCCUUGGGGCUUGGUGUUGUCUUCUCUUAAUCGUUUAUGCUCUUUAUUGGAAUUGGAUCUAAGUGAUUGUGAUCUAAGUGAAGGGGAUAUCCCCAAUGAUAUCGGUUGCUUGUCCUCUUUACGAGAGUUAUAUCUUAGAGGAAACAAUUUUGUGAGCCUUCCUGCAAGCAUUAGAUCCCUUUCUCAGCUUUGGUGUUUUAACUUGGAGAGGUGCAAAAGGCUUCAACUACUGCCAGAUCUUCCAUCAAAUAACGAAUUACACGUAAAUGUAAAUGAUUGUACUAGCUUAAAGAGGUUGUCAUAUCCAUCAAAGUUGAGCAGCAGAUUCGCCAAUUUGUAUGAUUUUACUUUCAGUGCUGUUAAUUGCUUUAGAUUGGUUGAAGAUGAAGGCUGGAGUGCUAGAAUAAUUUCAACAAUAAUGAAAUUGGCCACUAAGGGAAUGUAUCCAGAUUUGUACGAUAAGUAUAUUGUAUUCCCCGGAAGUGAAAUUUCAGAGUGGUUCAAUGUUCAAAGUGAGGGACAUUCACUAAAUGUGGAGCUACCUCCAGAAUCAUGCACCAGCUGGCUGGGGGUUGCUUUUUGUGUUGCUUUUGCAGAUCAUUGUUAA